AUGCAAUGGGGCCGGACCUGGCUGGAUGAGAAGCUAAAUCGUGGCAAUCUUGACGAUCAGCUUUGUGCCAGCAUCUGCCAGGAGUUUGCAGAAGUGCACGGGGUACAGUUCUUUGACACCGCUGAAGGCUAUGGAGGUGGAACCAGCGAAGAGAGGCUCAGAGACGUCCUCGUUGAGCCCGCGAAAGAUCAGAAGCAACCCUAUCCCUGCAUCAUUGCGACCAAGUUCCUACCAACCCUGGCCCGUUGGACGCAUGGAAGCUUCGCGCGAGCUCUGCAGGGAUCCUGUAAGCGCUUGGGCGUAGAUGCUAUUGAUAUCUAUUUCAUCCACACUCCGAUUCACCCUCUCCCCUUAGAGUAUUGGGUGCAUGCAGCUUGUCGAGAGGCGAAGGCCGGGAGGAUCCGUGAAAUCGGCAUCUCCAACUGCAAUGCACAGCAGGUCCGACGAGCCUGCGCUGAGGCUCAAAAGCAUGGCUUAAGAAUCGCAGCGAAUCAGAUCAUGUUCAAUCUUUUGUGUUUUCAAUCUCCAGAGCUGCAGGAGACCCUGAGAGCUUGCCAGGAGAAUCAUGUGCAAAUCAUUGCAUAUGCGCCUAUCGGCCAAGGCCUUCUGACACAAGCCCUUACGGACGAGAAGUUUUCAAGAAUCCGUCUGGCCAAGAUGACUAGGCUCGCCAUGGAUGAGUUGCAUGACCUGCGAGGUGUCAUCGAAGGACUGGCGAGCAAGUAUGGCAAGUCCAUGGCGCAGAUUUGUCUGAACUGGACGAUCUGCCACGGGGCAAUUCCCCUGGUGGGUACCAGAAGCAUGUUGCAGGCACAAGACACUGCUGGUUGCCUUGGAUGGCGUUUAGCCGCAGAGGAUGUGGAGGAGCUCGAUCGACACGCGCUGAAGCGCAGCACGCUGUCCAAGCCAAGGUGGAAGCGCGUCCUUUUUGUCACCUUUAUUACACUUCUGGUCUUCAGCUACCGGGUUAAUCGCUGGGCCGACUGGCUAAGAUCAAAGUGGCACUCCCUGUGGUCCUGGCGAGGGCAUCGAGCAGAUUGUACCGUUGAAACGUCAAUGUACAUUUGCUGCCUUUCCCUUUUCGUGCAGGCAGCUGUUGCAACAGCGACUCCCUUCAUUACAAGAGCAGAGCUCAAGGUCGUGCCAGGAACCGUGGACAUAGUUGACUUCGCAACCGGUCAUCCUCGGCUGUACGUCUUCAUGAGCUCGCUGCGCUGGGUUAGCACAGCAGCCCUGUGCGCCACGGGAUCCGGAAGACCGCAAAGUCAUCGUGUUGGCAUGUCCACCUCAGACACAGGGUGCGUGACUUGGACCAGUGAGGUGAUGCAUCUCGGGACCUACUUCUUCAUCGUCCAUUUCUGCCUGUUCCUCUGCGUGUCCAUUAGGCAGCUGUCGAACGUCAGCAUGAUGGACGGCAUCAGGACACUGUCAGCAUUUGUCCGAUGCUUUCCGUCCUCUUUAUUGAGUGCUGGGCUCCGUGCUCAGAAGCAGGAGCUCUUUGAACUUGGUAUCCUUGGACUACAUGUUUGUGGCGACCUGGGCGAUGCUGAUGCAGCUGGUCGUGUGCUUCGUGAAUGGCUUCGUCUACACCCUGCCGAAGGACUCAAAGGUGAUGAGACUCUGUGGCAAUUCAUUGCGGGGAGGCCUCACUGCCAUAUCGAUCGUGUUCUACCUCACGCUGGUCACGGUCUACGCUUCCAUUCUGGUGGUGGGGCUCUCAGAGUCAACAUUCCGAGCCCAUCACCUGUCAGUCUGCGGGCGCGAGAAGUUGAUGAAGAGGAAGUGCUGUUCAAUUUCAACAAGAAGAAGAAGAAAGGCUACGACCCCAACUGGGAGCGACCCUUCCCACGGUACAUCGUCGGUGGCGGCAUCUUCUUGACCAUCGUCGGCUUUUUCGGUGGUGGGCCAACACUUGCUGCGGUCUGGGGCCUCUGCGGGGCGGGCUUCGGGUGCCUGCUCGAGCCUUGGCAGACUCCAGACGGUGAGAUCAGCGGUCUCUACUUCGAGGAAGAUGACGAAUGA
Molecule: messenger RNA, 2022 nt
Organism: Symbiodinium sp. CCMP2456
Lineage: Eukaryota; Dinophyceae; Suessiales; Symbiodiniaceae
Source: the annotation of a GenBank genome assembly